AUGCCGCGAUUUCCGCCCCGAAGCUCAAUCCUGUCCAUCCUCUGUAUGUGUGCACGCACACAUCAGAGCUCGCACAGCGGGUUCGAACCGCCAACAGCCUUCCACAUACACGAAACGCGCCUCCAGAUGCCUUUGUUUGCUUUCACUUUGGUGCUAUGCUGGUUCAUCGCGCCCACGUGGGCCCAGAACUGCAGUGUCCCACCGCUUACAUUGACCAUACAAAACACAACGUUUAGCGACGGUAUAGUUGUCAACCGUGGCAUCCAGACCUUGCUCGGUGGACAGCUACUAGGACUCCGCCUUUCGCUCAGCCAAAACAAUACUCGCGUUAGGAAUGCGCGCGACUGUCCGGAACGCGCUGCCAACUUUUCCAGGUGCCAGGGAGCGUCGGGCGGCGUAUUCAGCAUCUCGGAGGAUACAUUCACCAGUGUCCCUCCAAGUAGAUGGAACGUCUCUGUUGUGGACCCUCAUCCGCAAGACGUGACGAUCCUAUACGGCUACGGCGCGGCAGAGUUUCCUGGCACAGAGGCAAUGGUCGACGCGCUCCCCGUCGAGGUCUGGUCCGAUACAGACGCCCAAAACAAAUCAGAGCUUGCUCUUGGACCGAGCUCAUCAUUUCUCAGCCGCCUUGUUGAACAUUCAUGGGCACCGACCCGCAACAUUGGGCUAUAUUAUGGAUCGAGGUCGCAAAAUCAAGCCAAAGAUGGUCGCUUGAUUAUUGGCGGAUUCGACGAAGCUAGAUUCGAUGCAUCAACUGAGGCCGAAUUCCCGCUGUUUGGCUAUGGAGCUGCAAUAAGUUGUCCUCUGCAAGUGAUGCUUGCCGAUGUCAUCUUGACCAACUCGGAAGGUAAUCACUCGCUCUUCAGAGAUCCCGAUUCGAGAGUUCCUGCGUGUAUAGAUACGAUCCAGAAUGCGUUCACCUUCACAAAGACGAUGUACGACCAAUGGGCCGGCCUGACGCGCCACAUUGACUUCGAUGGAUCGAAUUAUACAGGGCAGACAUACCCUGCGGAUAGAGAGCCACUCCUUGGGACACUGACCAUCAAGUUGUCGAACGGUUACACGUCUGUGAUCCCUCACUUCGAAUUGGUAUCGAAUGAACGCGGGACUGAUGACCAAGGCAAGUACGCAGUGCUCAACUCGUCACGUGUCAUGGCCGCGAUUCAAUCAGGGCAAGGCGAUCUAGGGAAUGAUGUUCCUCAACUCGGUGGCGUCUUCUUAUCGCAGAACUACCUGCGGAUAGAUUACGACCAGAAGAAAUUCUGGCUUGCCAAGGCUGUUACGAAUACCUCUCUCCCCGCGGAGAUCACAGGUGUCUGCACGUCGCAACCUACCAUGCCUGUGACAAAUGAGGGAAUACCCGGGGGAAAUAAGGACCUUGGUUUGAAAGUUGGCCUACCCGUCGCGUUUAUCAUCGUAAUAGCCGGAUUGUUUGGGCUCUGGCGCUUCAAACACCGGUCGAGACUGCCCUCUCCUUCUCCAGGAGGCAUGUUUACUCAGCUGCACCGAAACAUCAACCUUCGCGGACGGCCUCCUCAGGCAGCAGAUCCAGGCGCACGAGAAAUGAUACAAACUCACCAGACUGCCACACAGCCUUCCGAGUCCGCAGCUGCGCAGAACACAGCGAAAGCAGACAGUGGCAGAGAGUCAGACGGGUACGAAGAUGCUACAAGGAGGAAUUCACUUCCCUAA
Molecule: messenger RNA, 1692 nt
Organism: Neoarthrinium moseri
Lineage: Eukaryota; Fungi; Ascomycota; Sordariomycetes; Amphisphaeriales; Apiosporaceae
Exons: 1
Coding region: 1-1692 (563 amino acids)
Source: RefSeq, a predicted model, not a curated record